AUGGAGGCUACAAGUAAGGCACAGCAAAAGGUAUCGCAUGCUACGGACCGGCGAGUUAGGGAGCUGUAUCGCUAUUAUCGGCCGCAGUCGGAAUCGCUGCCGGCGAUUCCAGAGUGGUUAUCGACCGAUGCUGAAGGUGUACCACCACCAUCGUCGGUGUACAAUGGGACACCCCCGGUGACAACUCCGCCAUUGAUCGACGGCACCGGCUCCAAUAGUGGCUCUAGCAACACAUCUGCGCUAGGCCCAGAAGCGCUGGUUCUGGGCACGUCGAACAACACCUUGACAGCGUUUGCACAAUUAGCAGCCGUGCGGUUGGGAGUGGAGCGGGCCCUCAUUUGCGUGCUCGACCGCGAUAAGCAGUUUACACUGGCUGAGGCAACUCCGUCACUUAAUCUGGAUGAUACAUCUUCUUAUGAAACUAAAGACAGUUUAUGGACAGGAGUGACUGGAAGUCGCAAGGCAUGGAGUCUUUGCCAAGAUACUGUGGCCUUGUCCCGUUCUGACCGUGAAAAUGGCUCGUAUCCCUUCCUGAUUGUCGACGACCUGAGCCAAAAUGACCGUUACAAACGUUUCUCCUUCGUUGAGAAAGAUCCACACUACCGAUUCUUUGCCGGCACGCCAUUGAUGAGCGACAACAACAUCAAUUUAGGAUGCUUUCUUGUUCUCGAUUCGAAACCGCGAGAUGGAUUGUCUGCGUUGGAAAAAGGUACACUUGGCUCGCUCUCCGCAUUAGUCAUGGACUAUUUAAAAGUUUGUCGAGAAGCAUCUGAGGGUCGCCGUGCAGCACGCAUUUCGCGUGGACUGAGCUACUUCGUGGAAGGUAGCUCAAGUUUUGUGGACCAUGACAGCACAGUGGACCCUUCGCGCGCGGAUAGCACCGGCCUUUCUGCAACUCCAUCGUCCACUAAUAAUCGCAUCAGCGUGUCUGGGGGGUCGCGCGAAAACAACAUCGCUGAACAGGUAUCACAUUCCGGAUCGCAAGAUGUGGUGGCUCCAGAAAAUAUAUCGGAUGCUGCUUCUAAUAGCCAAAUGCAUGAUCGCUCCUCCAGCAAUGAUGCGCGUUCAAUCGGGUCUGGCGGAUCCGACUCCAAAAAUGAUACAGGGACGUCGCGUGUCACUGGUGGUUCCCUGCCUGAAUGGAUUACGAAUAGCAGUCGCAAUCGACUUCCACCGGGCGACUCACAGGGGAAUCCGUGGGUUUUCCGCCGCGCAGCAAAUCUUUUGCGCGAGAGUCUAGAUCUGAGCAACGAUGGCGGAGUCGCUUUUUUGGAAGCUGCAAAUACACCCUUAUUGGAUGAUGUGGACACCAGCGGCAGCGAUUGUGCAGCUGAAAUGAGCGGCCCUGCAACUGUGUUAUCCAUAUCUACGAAUGAGGAGCCAUUCUCACCAAGCGCGGGCUCCAUGACAAGCAUUCCCGCGGGGUCUUUGGAUCGCUCAUUCCUCUCGCUGCUAAUCCGACGAUACCCUCGAGGCAAGCUUUGGUCUUUCCAUCGCGAUGGAUUGAUAUCCACCUCGGACGAUGAUGAUCGCGAGCCCCGUGACCGCAGUUCUCCUUAUCCCAAUCGCUCACCGCCAGGAGCAUCCACGGCCAAUCUCAUGAAGCCUUUGAGUAAGCGCCGAAAAGCUGCGGAGAACUCCAUGCUCAACAAGUAUUUCCCUAAUGCUACUCAGCUUAUCUUUGUUCCCCUUUGGAACGCCGUCAACUCCCAAUGGUUUGCUGGCUGUUUCUGUUGGACUACUGAGGAGACACAAGUAUUUAGCUCUGCAGUGGAUUUGAGCUCUGUUAUUGGAUUUGGAACGUCUAUCAUGGCAGAGUACAGUCGCAUCGAGUCGCUGAUCGCAGAUCAACAGAAGGGCGAUUUCAUAGGGAGUAUAUCACACGAGCUUCGCAGCCCACUCCACGGCAUUCUUGCAGCCGCAGAGUUCCUCCAUGGAACCAACCUUAGUGAGUUCCAACGAAAUCUCAUUGAAACUGUUAAUAGCUGUGGCCAAACAUUGUUGGAUACAAUGAAUCAAGUCUUGGACUUCUCGAAAGUGGUAUCGCUAGAGCGAACUUGGAGAUCUCUGAAACGAAAAAAGGAAGGGUCGCUUGAUCUCAAGGGAGAUGAUAAGCUUGCAUCCCAUCUGGACUCUUAUGUCGUAACAGAUCUGAGCAUUCUUGCAGAGGAAGUGCCACAGUCCUACCACCAGAUCUUUGGUCGAGUAGUGCAAAAAGGAACACGAUCACGUUCGAACGUGGAUGUGAUUAUUGAUGUAGCAUAUGGCGAUUGGGUUUACCGGACUCAGCCCGGAGCUUUACGACGCAUCAUCAUGAAUCUGUUCGGGAAUGCAAUGAAAUACACUGAAUCUGGGCGUGUGUCUUUGAGCCUCGAAGCCAAAUCCCACUCCGAAGGCCGGACUCGGCGUCAGGGGCUGGAAGACCUCGUUGUAAUUCAGGUUGCGGACACAGGACGCGGAAUCUCCGAAGAGUUUUUGCGUACCAAGAUCUACGUCCCCUUUGCUCAAGAGAACUCCUUGUCUGUGGGUACCGGCCUUGGUCUCAGUAUUGUGCGAAGUUUGGUCAAGGCCUUGCAUGGCAACAUCAAAAUUCGCAGCCGUGUUGGCGAGGGUACUGUUGUACGAGUCUCAUUGCCCCUAGCAAGGCCUGUUGGCCUCGAGUCUCCCCCAAUGGAGCCAUCGGACUCACAUGACGCGCACAACGCCCCUGUGAAAGAAACUCAGAAAACAACCAUGGCUAUUCGAGAAAAAUUCCCUGGAAAGAGGGUCGCAAUUUGGGGUGUAGACCCAGCCCACCUGUCCGAAAACCCGGAGUGGGUCGAAAUCGCGCGGUACCUAACCGAGUGGUUCAGCCUCGAGAUCGUUGCGUGGCCGCCCCAUGGCCCCAUCGAUAUUUUGUUGGUGAAGGAGUUCGAUUUACCCGCACUCCGAGACACUGGACUUUCAGCGAUGUUGCCUGCUCUUCUCAUCCUUUGCCAUCGAGCCGUUGAUUACUCUUUGGCAAGCUCUGAGUGGGAGCCAUACACCUCAUCCGUCGACAUAAUUCGGCGUCCGUGCGGUCCUCAUAAACUCGCUCGCAGUGUGCUCAAGUGCCUUCAACAUGGCCGAUCAGCCGUUGUCACACCUACAUCCGUUCAGCACGACCCAAUGGACUCAUUGGGCUCAACUCUCCCCAUCCGCUCUCACACCCCACCACCCAUCGAAUCUGCAAUCACGUCGCCCGUCCUGUCAGAGUUCAGCCCAGUGCAGGAUACUCGGAGCACACCAUCCUCCCCCAGGCCUCUUGCGCCUACAGAGCCAUCCAUAGUUACUGCGCCCCCGGAGGAAAUUGCAGCAGCCCCUCUACCGCCGCCUCUUGCGGAGAGUACUACGCGGGUAACACGACCAGCUCGAGUUCUCGUGGUUGACGACAAUCGCAUCAAUCUGAAUCUCAUGAUGACUUUCAUGAAGAAGCGACAAUUGACAGAACUCGCCGCUGCAGAGAACGGCAAACUAGCGGUUGAAGAAGUGGAGAAGCUGCCAUGCGGCUUUGAUAUUAUUUUCAUGGAUAUAUCAAUGCCCGUCAUGAACGGCUUCGAAGCGACGCGCGCUAUCCGGUCACUCGAAAAAGAUAACGGAGACCGGAAGCCCGCCAUCAUCAUCGCUUUGACGGGAUUGAGUAGCUCUCGCGAUGAGUCUGAAGCUCUUGCCUCUGGUGUCGAUAUGUUCCUCACCAAGCCGGUUUCCUUCCGCGAGGUUGCUCGGCUUCUGAACGAGUGGGAGAGAGAUGGGUUAGAGAAAGAGCGCAGGGCCAAUUCGUGA
This is a messenger RNA of Penicillium chermesinum, 3801 nucleotides long. RefSeq lists its product as uncharacterized. Bases 1 to 3801 code for a protein of 1266 amino acids. Gene Ontology annotation, molecular function: histidine phosphotransfer kinase activity; phosphorelay sensor kinase activity. The transcript is spliced from 4 exons. Gene Ontology annotation, biological process: protein autophosphorylation; phosphorelay signal transduction system. The record is from RefSeq and is a predicted model, not a curated record. NCBI's taxonomy places the organism in Eukaryota, Fungi, Ascomycota, Eurotiomycetes, Eurotiales, Aspergillaceae.